Molecule: messenger RNA, 642 nt
Organism: Prorocentrum cordatum
Lineage: Eukaryota; Dinophyceae; Prorocentrales; Prorocentraceae
Source: the annotation of a GenBank genome assembly
AUGGCCACGGACGCGCGGCGCCUGGCGGCGGCCGUGGUGCUCACUUCGUUGCAGCUGGCCAUGGCCGAGUCCAACGAUGUUAACGACUUCUUUGCGGAUGCCCAGGACCCGGAUAAGUGGACCUGGAAGCACUUUGUUGUCGCUGGUGCGCUCGCGGCCUUCGUCGUCUGCUGCCUGCCGACCCUCAUCUGCAUGUGCCUUGGCAAGCUGCUCUGCGAGGCUAUUGAACUGAUCGUGUGUUGCCCGUGCAACACAAUAAAAUGCCUCUGCUGCGGCGGCAGUAAGUCCCGUGGGUUGGAGCUGGAGUCUUCCGACGAGGACAGCGAGGACGAGGAUAUCCAGGAAGAGCAGCUGGUGAAUCGAGGCCUGAAGAAUCUUGGCCCAACACGGUGGGCGGACCGCCCAGGGCCCGCCUCCCGGCUCGGGCGGGGGCGCUCCCGGGCAGCAGGGGGCCUUGGCGCCGCACCACCAGCCGCCGAGUCAGGCGCAGCAGCUGCAGAUGAUGCACCACCACCACCAGCUGAUGUACCACAGCACUACGCGCACCAGCAGGCCGCGGCGGUCCAGCACAUGCGCGCUGCGCAGGCGCCCGCGUACCACUACGGCUACCCUGGACAGCAGCAGGUGAUGUACGCGAGGUGA